Messenger RNA from Microplitis demolitor, 3611 nucleotides. RefSeq names its product cytochrome P450 18a1 (gene Cyp18a1). The record is from RefSeq and is a predicted model, not a curated record. The transcript has 5 exons. Gene Ontology annotation, biological process: xenobiotic metabolic process. Gene Ontology annotation, molecular function: iron ion binding; oxidoreductase activity, acting on paired donors, with incorporation or reduction of molecular oxygen, reduced flavin or flavoprotein as one donor, and incorporation of one atom of oxygen; heme binding. Lineage: Eukaryota; Metazoa; Arthropoda; Insecta; Hymenoptera; Braconidae. The coding region runs from base 451 to 2070 and encodes 539 amino acids. Gene Ontology annotation, cellular component: intracellular membrane-bounded organelle; cytoplasm.
UCUUCUGGUGGGCUCUCCGCCUCACAAUAUAAUCGUAUCGGUUCAGUCGUAUAGUCGUAUCGUCGUCCAAACACCGCGAUCACUUAUUACUACUCUGCUCGCGGCUACGGCUAACGAUCAUUUUCAUUAAUAUACAUAUCCAUAUAUUAUAUGUAUAUCUAUCUAUACUACUUAUUAACAAUUAUAAUAGUAGUACACUUGUAAUAAUUUAACUAAUUAUACUCACUUGUCGCUCUCAUUAUUAUUGAACCAACCGAUUUUCAACAUCUCUCAUUAUCAAUAAAUAAUAAUAUAUAGAGCAGACAAUUAUCACUUGAUAUAAGUAUAACGAAACUUUUUAUUAUUCUUCAUUAAAAUUGGUGAGACUGUGCAUUCGAGCUAACGAACUUAAUAGAUAACGUUUUAUUUCAUUUUUAUUUUUAAUAAAUCGAGGAAAAAAAAAGCGUAAAAAUGUUUGUGGAAUAUGCGGUACAGUGUAUUCGGGGUCUCACAAAAGACAUUAGCAAGGUUGAAAUAAUAAAUAUCUACAAUAUUGUGGUAUUCAUUAUGGUAUUUGGACUAGUCAAACUGAUUUAUUGGGCCCGGAAUCUGCGACGUUUGCCGCCCGGACCUUGGGGAUUCCCCAUUCUCGGUUAUCUCCCGUUCAUAAAGGGUGACUUGCAUCUGCAGUUUGGUCGAUUAGCUGCUAAAUACGGGUCAAUGUUCAGUGCUAAACUUGGUAGUCAGCUUAUUAUUGUUCUAAGCGACUAUCGUACCAUUCGAGAAACAUUCCGGCGAGAAGAUUUUUCCGGAAGGCCACACACUGAAUUCAUGAAUAUUCUCGGCGGUUAUGGUAUUAUCAAUACUGAAGGUGCGAUGUGGAAAGAACAGAGAAAAUUCCUUCAUGAAAAGUUACGAGGUUUCGGCAUGACUUACAUGGGAAACGGAAAAAAAUCCAUGGAGACCAGAAUCAAACGGGAGAUAGAAACUCUGAUGCACACACUAUCAAUCAAGUGCGGCGCUCCAACAGAUCUUUCACCUUCGCUCAGUAUAUCAAUCAGCAAUGUCAUCUGCUCGAUCAUCAUGGGAGUCCGGUUCCAACACGGCGAUGCCAAAUUCCGAAGAUUUAUGGAACUAAUAGAUGAAGGUUUCAAACUCUUUGGUAGAAUGGUUCCUGUUAAUUUCAUCCCAUUGAUGCGAUACCUGCCCGGACUUUGCAAAGUCCGUAAUAAAAUAACUCACAAUCGAAUUGAAAUGGCCGAAUUUUUCCAAGAAACUGUUGACGAACACCGCAACACCUUUGACAAAGAAAAUGUACGAGAUCUCGUGGACGCUUAUCUACUAGAAAUUGAGAAAGCUCGCACAGAAGGAAGGUCCGCAAUGUUAUUCCAGGGAAAAGAUCACGAUCGUCAAAUGCAGCAAAUACUGGGUGAUUUGUUCUCUGCCGGAAUGGAAACCGUGAAAACGACUUUGGAAUGGGCUGUAAUUUUAAUGCUACACCAUCCAGAGGCAGCCAAAGCCGUCCAAGAAGAACUGGACCAAAUUGUUGGGCGAUCACGUAUGCCCGCGUUGGAAGACCUUCCUUACUUACCAAUUACCGAAGCCACAAUUCUCGAAGUAAUGAGGAGAUCCAGUAUUGUACCACUUGGAACCACUCACGCAACUACUAAAGAAGUUACGUUUAACGGAUUCACAAUACCAGCAGGAACGCAAAUAGUACCGCUACUCCAUGCAGUUCACAUGGAUCCGAAUCUGUGGGUCGAGCCAGAAGACUUCCGACCAACGCGGUUUCUCUCAGCCGAGGGUAAAGUCUGUAAACCCGAGUAUUUUAUGCCCUUUGGCGUGGGACGCAGAAUGUGUUUGGGCGAUGUACUUGCUCGCAUGGAACUCUUCCUAUUCUUCAGUUCACUUCUUCACACUUUCGACAUAAAACUGCCCGAAGGCGCAUCGCUGCCCAGUUUAAGAGGCAACGCCGGUGUCACUGUCACACCUGAUCCAUUCAAAGUCUGCCUGGCACAAAGACAUCUCGACAUUCCUGAUUUUCAACACGAAACAAUUAGCAGUCCGUUGAGAAAUAUCGGCAGUCAUUAAAAUUCUAAUGCACGCCUUAGCUAUUUAUGACAGACAGAAAAAAAAAAAAAAAAGAAAAAAAAAUUAACAAUCAGAGCCAUGAAUGUGUGAUAUAUAUGUUCGUAUAUAGAGUAUGUGAUCGUAAGUAAAAGAAAAAAAAAAGUAAUAAAAAAACGACAAGAGAUAAUAUUAGUUAGGUAGCUAGAUAAUUAGAUAGAUUUAUAGAUAAUAGAUGUAUGGAUGAAUGUAUGUAAUAUGUGUAAGUGUGAAUGUGCGUAUAAGCUUGAGAAGAUGAACAAUUUUCGAUGGCGCGCGACAAGCAGUACAAAUCAAACACCAAAAUGUGUCAGCGCCUUCGUUGUAAACCCGCCGCCAUAUUAUUUAUUUAUUAUCAUUAUUAAUUUUAAACACUAUCAUUAUUAUUAUUUUAAUUAAUAACAUUAAUUUAUUUACUAGUGAACAACUUAAUAAUUAGUUACUUGUACAUUAAUACCAUUAUCUUUGUAUAUGCAUAUAUGUAUAUAUAUGACUAUGCAGAGUUUUAUAACUUAAAAUUAAGAGCAAAAGAGAAUGAGAGAUAAUGUUUCAUCGCAUCUGUUUUUUUUUUUUUUUUUUUUUUUUGUUUUUGUUUUAUUUACAUUUAAAUAAUAUUAUUAUUAAUGAUUAUUACCGCGAAGAUAUGUGCCAAAAGUAUAUAACUGCCAGUUGGGCGUGCGCGAUCUCAUAUAUAGAUUGUAUAUAAAACUCUAUAAUGAUGACAGUAAUACCAUGCGCUAUUUUUGUAUAACCAAUAUGAUAAUAAGACUGACCUGCGGUUUUUUCCGAAGAAAAAAAACAAAUUGUUUCUUUUUUUUUUAUCCUUAUUUAGUCUUACCAAAUUAUUCUCUUACACAUUUAUAUACUUGUUCACAAACAGACAUUCAACACACCCAUUUACACACACACACACACAUACACACAUUGAUCAAUUUAAUGAUAUACUUAUUUAUUAUUACAAGCUUCCACAGUUUCUUUUUUUGUUCAAUGCCUUUAAACGGCAUGUUCUUAAAAUAAUUCUCAUUGUUUAUUCUCGAACAUAGGUCGCGUCGUGAUACACGCAGUGGUCAUAUUUUUGAUUGUUUAUCGCAUUACCUCAAGUUCAAUAUGCAGUCUGUUUAGUUCACUGACCAAUCUUAUCGUUUAUAUGUUGCGCGUGUGAGGUCGGCCCGUCUGCCACGUGAAUAUAUCUAUAUAUAUAUAUAUAUUGAAUACUCGACGUCUGAGUACACGCGCGAGACGAUGCAAUAAAAAAAUACAAGAACAGAAAAAAAAAGAAUUUAAAUUGAAAUAUAUAAAUAAGACACUUACAUUGUAAUACUGAUAAAGAGACAAUAAAUAAGAGAAUUUGUAAGAAAGAUAAAUCAUUUUUUUUUAAUUUUUAUUAUUAUUAAAUUAUUAAUGCUCUAUAAUUUAUAAAAUCCGCAGUUCUUUUUAUACUUUUAAAUAAAACAUUCUUAUUUCACUUUAUAAGUCCAUAUGUGUUCAUUUGCUGUUAAUUAAUUUAAUGUACUUUUCAGUUAAUA